AUGGAGGUUACUGAAGAAAACUUGGCUACCUUAGCUAAUUACCUUCAACAAACACUUAAUCCAGACACAAACAUUCGUCGACCCGCUGAAAAGUUCCUAGAAAGUGUGGAAAUAAAUCAGAACUAUGCAGUCCUACUGUUGCAUCUCAUUGAUAAAGACACAGUAGAUAUAACAAUAAGAGUGGCUGCUGCUAUCGUGUUUAAGAACUACAUCAAAAGGAAUUGGCCUAUUGAAGAAGAUGGAGUUGAUAGAAUUCAUGCAUCAGAUCGUGCCACAAUCAAAUCUUUAAUUGUAACACUGAUGCUCAAAUCACCUGAAGCCAUACAGAGGCAGUUUAGUGAUGCUGUAUCCAUCAUCGGCAAAUGUGACUUCCCAGAAAAAUGGCCUAGCUUAAUACCAGAGAUGGUGGACAAAUUUAAUACUGGUGAUUUUCAUGUCAUUAAUGGUGUUCUUAGAACAGCACAUUCUUUAUUUAAACGAUAUCGGUACGAGUUCAAGUCACAAAAACUGUGGGAAGAAAUUAAACAUGUUUUGGAUAAUUUUGCCAAGCCUCUUACUGACCUUUUUAUGGCUACAAUAUAUUUGACUACGGAACAUGCAGAUAAUCCACAAGCUUUACGAGUUAUAUAUGGCUCCCUGGUGUUGAUAUGUAAAGUGUUUUACUCACUUAAUUACCAAGAAUUGCCAGAAUUCUUUGAAGAUAACAUGCCAACAUGGAUGCCUCAACUGCUCAAUUUAUUACAAGUUAAAGUGCCAUGUCUUGAAAAUGAUGGCGAUGAUGACAAUCCUGGAGUGAUGGAACAGCUCCGCACGGAAGUGUGCGAGUGCGCGGCUUUGUACGCGCUGAAGUACGAGGAAGAGUUCGCACCGCACGCGCCCGCCUUCGUCACCGCCGUGUGGACCGUGCUGCUUGCCACCGGGCCUCAGCCCAAGUACGAUGCGUUGGUGUCCAAUGCAUUGACUUUCCUGGCCAAGGUCGCCGAGAAGAAUUGUUAUAAGAAUUUGUUUGAAGACCCUGCAACACUCAGCAGUAUUUGUGAAAAAGUGGUCAUACCCAAUAUGGAGUUUAGAGAGUCAGAUAUGGAGCUUUUCGAGGACAACCCAGAGGAGUACGUGCGGCGCGACAUCGAGGGUUCGGACGUAGACACGCGACGUCGCGCCGCCUGCGACCUGGUCAAGACACUGGCGCAGCGCUACGAGGAUAAGAUGAUGCACAUCUUCGGUCAAUAUGUUCAGCUGAUGAUAUCGAAGUACGUGGAGCUGGGCGCGGGCGCGUGGCGCGGCAAGGACGCGGCGCUGUACCUGGUGACGUCACUGGCGGCGCGCGGCAGCACGCAGGCGGCGGGCGUGACGCGCGCCUCGCCGCUCGUGGACCUGGCGCAGUUCGCGGCCGCGCACGUGCUGCCCGAGCUGCAGCGCCCCGACGUAACCGAGUUGCCGGUGUUGAAAGCGGACGCCAUGAAAUAUAUCAUGACCUUCAGGUCCCUUCUACCGAAAGACCUCAUCAGUGCUGCCCUACCUCUACUGAUCGAGCACAUCGGCGGCAAGGGCGUGGUGUGCACGUACGGCGCGUGCGCGGUGGAGAAGCUGAUAGCGGGCCGCAUGGUCACGCGCGACGCGCUGCAGCCGCACGCCGCGGGGCUGCUCGCCAAGCUGUUCAACGCGCUCGGCCAGCAGCUCGACCCCGCCGACCACAACGAGUACGUCAUGAAGGCGAUACUCCGCACGCUGGCGUGUCUCCAGGAGAGCUCGCUGUCGUAUCUGGGCGACGCGCUGCCCAAGCUCGCCCAUAUGCUCUCCGUGGUCGCGAAGAACCCCUGCAAACCUCACUUCAACCAUUAUCUCUUCGAAACAUUGUCGCUGGCCGUCUCGAUCGUCACGAAAGCAAAUCCAAACGCUAUAUCAGCGUUCGAAGACGCUCUCUUCCCAAUUUUCCAAGAAAUUUUGCAAAACGAUAUUCAAGAAUUCAUGCCGUACGUGUUCCAAAUGCUGUCCCUGUUCCUGGAGAUGCGCGGGUGUCGGGGUGGCGCUGGGGGCGCGGGGGACGACGCGUACAGCGCGCUGCUGCCGUGCGUGGUUGCGCCCGCGCUGUGGGAGCGCGCCGCCAACGUGCGGCCGCUCGUGCGCCUGCUGUGCGCCUUCGUGGCCACGCGCGCCGACCUCGUGCUGGCCUCGGGCCGACUCAAUGCAAUGCUGGGAGUAUUUCAAAAGUUGAUCGCAUCAAAAACGAACGAUCACGAAGGCUUCUACCUCAUUCAGACUAUGCUUUACAAGUUUGGAAAUGACGUGAUGUCCCAAUACACGAAGCAGAUAAUAACGUUGCUGUUCCAACGGCUGUCCUCGUCCAAAACGACGAAGUACCUGCGCGGACUGAUCGCCUUCCUCGGCUUCUACGCCGCGCACUUCGGCGCUGACAACCUCAUAGACGUCAUCGACUCCGUACAGCCUGGGAUGUUCAGCAUGUACCUGGAGCGGGUCCUGAUCCCCGAGCUGCAGCGCGUGUCGGGCGCGCUGGAGCGCAAGGCGGCGGCGGUGGGCUGCAUCAAGCUGCUCUGCGACAGCCAGCACUUCCGCCAGGGGGCGCUCGCCCCGCUCUGGCCAAGGCUACUCGAGGCAUUAAUUAUGUUGUUUGAGCUACCUCCCGACGAGUCGACAUUGCUGGACGACCACUUCAUCGAGGUGGACGACGCGCCGGGCUACCAGGCGCAGUACGCACAACUCAUCUGUGCUAAAGGAGCCGACAGCGAUCCCCUAGCUAGUAUCGGCGAGCCCAAGCGCUACCUGGCGCAGUCGCUGGGCGCGCUGUCCCUCGCGGCGCCGGGGCUGGUCCCCCCGCGCGUGGCGGCGCUGGGCGACCAGCACCGCGCCGCGCUGCUCGCCUACCUCUCCGCCGCCAGCGUGCAGCUCUGCUGA
Messenger RNA from Arctia plantaginis, 2913 nucleotides. Lineage: Eukaryota; Metazoa; Arthropoda; Insecta; Lepidoptera; Erebidae. The record is from the annotation of a GenBank genome assembly.